Molecule: messenger RNA, 2513 nt
Organism: Chaetomium strumarium
Lineage: Eukaryota; Fungi; Ascomycota; Sordariomycetes; Sordariales; Chaetomiaceae
Product: WD40-repeat-containing domain protein
Exons: 3
Coding region: 234-2483 (749 amino acids)
Biological process (GO): proteasome-mediated ubiquitin-dependent protein catabolic process
Cellular component (GO): nucleus
Molecular function (GO): protein binding; protein-macromolecule adaptor activity
Source: RefSeq, a predicted model, not a curated record
CCUUAAGCGACGCGGGCAACGGCGGGCAUGCCGCAAACCCCCCUCCACCACCAGCCUACUUACUUAUUCACCGUUUGUGAAGUGUGUGAUAUGUUUCUCGUUCCUUGGCUGUAGCAGGCGAUCUUUGUGGGAGUCAUCGGUCGACAAUAAGCAAUACACGCCUCCUAUUGUUUACUUUUGUGUCUAUAGCCGCGGCACAGCAUCGAUUGGGGCCCUGGGCGCAGUCAUCGGUCAUGUCGGAAAAGAUGCCGUCCUCCGGAACCAAGCGGUCGGCGGCCCCGAGCGCCAGUCUACCCUCGUCUCCUCCGAGGCUGCCCCCGAGCCGGGGCAAGGAGCGGAGGAACCCGUCGAUUACGCCUCGGAAAUUCCAGCGCUUCUUCACUCCACGAUCCCGUGUGUCGUCCAAGCCAAGCGCUGCCCGGAAGGCCCUCUGCGAUCUCACUGCCCCGGCUCUUAACCGGUGCCAGACACCUUCGAGCCCGCUCAAGGCCGUCUCGGAUGACCUCAGCGCCGAUGGCUUACCCCAUCUCCAGGAUGCCCACCGCGGGAAGCGGCGAAAGGUCCAGCUUGUUACUCCGGAAAAGUCCGCGAGCCAUUUACCCUUGUCGCCGAACCCGUCUCCCCUACUGCCGACGCCGGACUUCAGACCACGUUUGAGGAGUCCGAUGCGGUCCGUGAUAACACGCCACGCUGUGCAGCACGGAGUCCUCGCGGAUGAUGAUGUCUCCGGUAGCGAAGAAGACGAUGACGAGUACCCUGUAAUCACGCCACUACCAACCAAGCCGCCUGUGCCGCUAUAUCGCCGGGGACUGGGCGCCCAGCUUGUGCAGAGGAUGACAGGCGCCAUGCGUUAUGCCAGUGAGCGAGCACUGGAGUGUCCUGUUACUGAUUGGAGGACGGAGACCGCCAAUUUCAUCAGCCGGCCUGAUGAGGCGCAUUUCUCAUCGAGCCAUGAGGGCGCCCCACGUGCGAUACCCUUCUGCACGACCACCUGUCAUAAUAGUAGUCUUGUCGCGGUGGGCGAUGAAGAAGGCUAUGUACGACUGCUGGACUCCAACAGAGAGUUCUCAAAAAUCCACCUGUCUUUCCAAGUUCACGGGAACGCCAUCAUUGACCUGGCCUUCUCCGAGGACGAUCUCCUGUUGGCUACCGCAUCCGGCGACCAGACGGCCAAAGUAGUUGACAUGAUGACGCAGCAGCCCGUCUCAAUUCUCAGCCAUCACACAGCAUCCCUGAAGCAAGUGAGGUUCCAACCGGGCCGGGGCCAAGGCUGCGUCCUCGCAACCUCUGGCCGUGACGGCAGCGUGCAAAUAUGGGACCUUCGGUGUCGCGGCGGGCCCGUCCAGGAUGUUCCAAUCGUUUCCGAGGCUGGUCUUCAUCACCGUUUGCCAAAGCCGCUGAACCCAGGCUGUGUAGUUAACAGCAUCUACGGCGCCCAUGCACGAACAACGCGGCAGGCAAAGGUCCAGACAACCAACUCCGCGUCCGGUGACGUUGCUCGCCUCGGCGAAGUUCCCGGCCGAGUCGGCGAGGUAUCCGUCACAGCGCUGCAGUUUCUGCCCCCCGGACGAGAGCACCUUCUUCUCUCCGCCUGCGAGGCCGACGCCAGCGUCAAGCUCUGGGAUAUCCGGGCCGUGCAUACCAGUCGGCACCACAAAGCUGCCACGCCCGUGUCCUUCACGGCUCCACCUCCAAGCCAUGUCGCCUUCCGCCCCUUUGGUAUCUGCUCCAUGGCCCUCGGUGGGGAUGGCACGCGCCUUUACACGCUCUGCAAAGACAACACAGUCUACGCCUACAGCACCGCCCACCUGGUCCUCGGCCACGCAACGGAACUCACCCCUGCCCGCCCUGGUGCUGAGCCUCCGCGGAGGAGACACCACCCCCAUGGCACCGCCCACGAAGGGCUUGGUCCGCUCUACGGCUUCCGCCACCCUCUCUUCCACGCCACGAGUUUCUACGUCAAGGCCGCCAUCCGCCGCGCAGCCGACGGCCGCUCGGAGCUGCUAGCGGUCGGCAGCUCCGACGGCGCAGCCGUCCUCUUCCCCACGGACGAGCGCUACAUCAAGCACGCUUGGACAUCGCCGAAUAUCGAGCAAGAGGCCUACUACGUCGGUGCCACCACCGCCAUGCUCGAGGAGACCCCUAGCCCCUCGCUCGCGCAGCGUCCCGGCGCGCCGACGACGCUGACGCCCACGAACAGCAUGAGCAACCUGUUCUCAUUGCGCCACUCGGAUUGUCCCGUGCCUGUCGUGCGCCGGGGGACGCCACUGGUGCGCGGCCAUUCUAAGGAGGUCGGGGCAGUGGCCUGGACGAGCGACGGCAAGCUGGUUACCGUGGGGGACGACUUUCUUGUGCGAUGCUGGAGCGAAGACACAGAGAAGGCGACUGAUCUCCGGGAGGGCGGGGAGACGGGGGGCCGGAGAUGGGGUUAUGGGUGGGCGGAUGUUGGGGAUCAGUGGUCGGGCGAUACGGAUGAUUGGUGAGGGUCUGGUCAUCAUUACCUUACGCCCGUU